UGGAAGGGAGGGCUGGAAUUAUUUUGUGAAAGGAGAGAGGGAGGGAGUAUAAAAGGUCAGUUUGAGCUGAGGGGGGCAGACAGGUUAAGAAGAACUGAAUACAGUGACACAGGAUAUUUAUUACUUUACAGAUUGGUGUUUUUUGUGACUUGUUUGUCCAUCUGCUGAGAUCAUGGCUGACUUUGACAAGGUCCUGAAGUUCUGGGGUCCAGUGGAGGCAGACUAUCCUGCCAUGGGAGGCCUUGUUCUGAGCCGUUUAUUCAUGGAGUACCCAGACACCCUGCAGCUGUUCCCAAAAUUUACUGGUAUCGCCAAGGCUGACCUGGCUGGUAACGCAGCAGUUGCUGCCCACGGUGCUACCGUGCUGAAGAAACUGGCUGACUUUCUGAAGGCCAAAGGUGACCAUGCUGCUAUUCUCAAGCCUAUGGCCAACAGCCACGCCUUGAAGCACAAGGUCGCCAUUGAUAACUUCAAGCUGAUGACUGAGAUCAUUGCGAAAGUCAUGACGGAGAAGGCAGGACUUGACGCUGCUGGGCAGCAGGCCCUGAGGAAUGUGAUGGCCGUUAUCAUUGCUGACAUGGAAGUCCAAUACAAAGAGCUGGGCUUCAGUGGCUAAAGAUAAAAAUCACAUGUCAUACUGAGGUCAGAUGACAGAAAGAAAUAUUUGUGACAUGCAUGCCCUUUAUUGAAACAGUUUAAUCCUCUGUAUACAUACAUAAACUAAAUCAGAAUGAAAGGAAAACCAUAACAACUAAAGAUUUAAGAGAAUACAAAUGUAUCUUUUAUGCAGCAUUAUUGCAUUUGAUUGCGUUAGCGCUCAGCAAUAAACAUGUUCUCUAUUUGAGUUAAAUGAGAUUCAUCUUGACUGUCUUAAGAUUCUUGUCUGACAAUAUACUGUAAACCCUCGUCUUUACCAAUAAAAUUAUUUCAUUCUUGUCUGCUCAUAA
Acanthopagrus latus (yellowfin seabream) is the source of this 947-nucleotide messenger RNA. RefSeq names its product myoglobin (gene mb). NCBI's taxonomy places the organism in Eukaryota, Metazoa, Chordata, Actinopteri, Spariformes, Sparidae. The transcript is spliced from 4 exons. Gene Ontology annotation, molecular function: oxygen binding; heme binding. Gene Ontology annotation, biological process: oxygen transport. Gene Ontology annotation, cellular component: extracellular exosome. Bases 173 to 616 code for a protein of 147 amino acids. The record is from RefSeq and is a predicted model, not a curated record.